Molecule: messenger RNA, 210 nt
Organism: Diaporthe amygdali
Lineage: Eukaryota; Fungi; Ascomycota; Sordariomycetes; Diaporthales; Diaporthaceae
Exons: 1
Coding region: 1-210 (69 amino acids)
Source: RefSeq, a predicted model, not a curated record
AUGAAACAGAAGCAUUUCUCUACCUUGUCCUCGCCCAACAUUUCAUAUUACCAGGCCCAAUUAAGGACGCACGUCCAGCUGGCUGGUUUCUUGUCUGCUCGUCAGUCUCGCUCCCCGUACGAGCUCUCUUUGGAUCGAGGUGUCACCCUUGAUUAUAACUGUUGCUGUGUCAACUUCAAGGAAAGCCCAGCCACGCAUGUGCCGAUUUGA